This is a messenger RNA of Thamnophis elegans (Western terrestrial garter snake), 3143 nucleotides long. It is a transcript of the gene FGD4, whose product is annotated as FYVE, RhoGEF and PH domain containing 4. The transcript is spliced from 17 exons. The record is from RefSeq and is a predicted model, not a curated record. The coding region runs from base 252 to 2960 and encodes 902 amino acids. Gene Ontology annotation, molecular function: zinc ion binding; guanyl-nucleotide exchange factor activity. NCBI's taxonomy places the organism in Eukaryota, Metazoa, Chordata, Lepidosauria, Squamata, Natricidae. Gene Ontology annotation, cellular component: cytoplasm. Gene Ontology annotation, biological process: filopodium assembly; cytoskeleton organization.
GAGGAGGGCGGGGUCUCUUUCGCUCUCUUGGGCAGAGUCGCUCGGCGCAAGGAGACUUCGCGGCUGACCGACGCCGGGCGGGGCAAAGAGCCGUCUGCGAGCGCUGGGAGGCGGAGGUGGGUGGUGGGAGGUUAAAUCGAGCUCAGUCAGCCGGCCAAGCGCGCGUUGCUGGGCGCCGGUAGGAUGCGGUCCGAGUAGGCGCUGAGCAAAGGGGAGUUUCUGCGUGGGCUUCGUCGGGGAGAGAAGGCAAGAUGAACGGGCCCGAAAGCAUCAAUUUCAGGCGGAUGGCCAUCCGCAGGAAAUCCAGCCCCAGCUUGCACAGCUCGGCCUUCGUCUUCCAGAGCCCCGCUGCCGCUUCGCGCCUUCAGUCCCCCGCGGCGCCCUCGAGGGAAGCGGGACAGGCGGCGACGGCAGCAGCAGCAGGUGGCAGUAGGUGUCCAAAGAUCUUAGUCGCUCCAACCUGCUCUUUAGACAGUACAAUUCGGCUGUACAAGCCAAGCACCUGCAAUGAAGUGGUUCAAGGAGUAAAUGGAAACGAUCCAGUUAAGUGUUUUCCGUGGCCAGCUUCAAACUCCAAGCCACAAGUGCCUCCAAAGCCAUUACAUCUGCAGAAUUCACAGUCAUCCAUUACCCACCAAACCUCUAAGUCUAAAGCUUUGUAUACCACGAAGCCAAGAAUGGAGGAAAUUACACCUAUCUCUUCUUGUGUCUCGAAAGAAAAAUCUAGUAAAGUGUCUGAUCUCAUCAGUCAUUUUGAAGGAGGCAGCACAUCCUUUUCCAAUGAGCUGAAGAAAGACUCUUCUGUUUUAAAUGUUGGUAAACCUCAAGGAAAAUAUGGACCAGUGCCAUCACCUCAGACAAAAUUCCUCACACAGCAUCCCCUCCACGAGCAGGGAAACAGUAGAGAUUGGUCUCAGGAUGUACAGAAUCACACAGCCAAUGGCAUAAUAGCACAGAAUCAUUGGGACUCCCAAGAGAAGCGGUCUGCCCACCGUGCCUGCAGAAACAUUCAAAAUGACUGUGAUGCCGUUGAGAGCAGUUUGGUAAAUGGAGAAAGAGGAAACACUAGUACGGACUCAUUGCCAACCACAGCAACUUACAAGGGGCCGAAGAUCAAGAGCCAUCUCUGGGCUCCAGGUGCCAAUUCAUUCCCAUCUGUAAAAGAAGCUGGAGAGAUGAUUGCCAAUAAGGAAGAGAAGCGGGUUGAGCAAAGCAGUCAGCGAGACCCUAACACGGAGACAAAGGAAACAAAUGAAGAGAAAUGUUACAAAAUUGCAAAUGAGCUUUUGCACACUGAAAGGGCUUAUGUGAUUAGACUUGCUCUCUUGGAUCAGGUCUUUUAUUGCAAACUAAUGGAUGAAGCUAACCGGGGAUCAUUUCCAUCUGAAGUUGUUAAUAAAAUAUUUUCCAACAUUUCAUCCAUCAAUCAGUUCCAUAGUCAGUUCUUACUACCUGAGCUUGAGAAAAGAAUGCAAGAAUGGGACACCAACCCCAGAAUCAGUGAUAUUCUGCAGAAACUGGCUCCUUUUCUCAAGAUGUAUGGAGAGUACGUGAAGAACUUUGACAAUGCAAUGGAGCUGGUGAAAACUUGGACGGAGAGAUCACCUUGUUUCAAAUCCAUUAUUCAAGAUAUUCAGAAACAGAAAGUUUGCGGAAAUCUGACUUUGCAGCAUCACAUGCUAGAACCUGUACAACGAAUCCCAAGAUAUGAGAUGCUGUUGAAGGAUUAUUUGAGAAAAUUACCUGCAGAUUCUCUAGAUUGGAAAGAUGCUGAAAAGUCCUUGGAAAUUAUAUCCACAGCUGCAAGUCACUCUAACAGUGCCAUCCGGAAAAUGGAAAAUUUGAAGAAGUUGCUAGAGGUGUAUGAAAUGUUAGGAGAAGAAGAAGAUAUUGUCAAUCCUUCAAAUGAACUGAUAAAAGAAGGGCAAAUACUUAAGCUUGCUGCUCGCAACACAUCAGCUCAAGAAAGAUAUCUCUUCUUAUUCAAUAAUAUGUUGCUGUACUGUGUACCAAAAUUCAGCUUAGUGGGAUCUAAGUUUACAGUCCGGACCAGAGUUGGCAUUGAUGGUAUGAAGAUUGUAGAAACCCACAAUGAAGAAUACCCACACACUUUUCAAGUGUCUGGGAAAGAAAGAACUUUAGAGUUGCAGGCCAGCUCUGAACAAGACAAAGAAGAAUGGAUAAAGGCUCUUCAGAGUACGAUAGAUGCUUUUCAGCAAAGAAAUGAAACAUUCAGAAAUGCCAUUGCAAAGGAAUACGAUGACAUGCCUAUUGAGGUUUCUACUGCUGAGCUCGGGAAGAGAGCCCCAAGAUGGAUCCGAGACAAUGAAGUGACUAUGUGUAUGAAAUGCAAAGAGCCAUUUAAUGCACUGACAAGGAGGAGACAUCAUUGCCGAGCUUGUGGGCAUGUGGUUUGCUGGAAAUGUUCUGAUUAUAAAGCUCACCUUGAGUACGAUGGCAAUAAGCUGAACAAAGUCUGUAAAGAUUGCUACCACAUUAUAACAGGGUGCACUGAUAGCGAAGAAAAGAAAAAAAGAGGAAUCUUGGAGAUUGAAUCAGCAGAAGUGUCGGGAAAUAGUGUGAUAUGUAGUUUUCUGCAGUAUUUGGAAAAAUCUAAAACAUGGCAAAAGGCUUGGUGUGUGAUACCUAAACAUGAAGCCCUUGUUUUAUAUAUGUAUGGCGCUCCACAGGAUGUCAAAGCCUUGGCUACCAUUCCUCUUUUGGGCUACGCAGUAGAUGACACUCCAAGAAGCGCUGACCUCCCGCAUAGUUUCAAAUUGACUCAGUCUAAAUCUGUGCACAGUUUUGCAGCAGAUAACGAAGAGCUUAAACAGAAGUGGUUGAAAAUCAUCUAUUUAGCUGUUAAAGGUGAAACACCAGACUGCUGCAACGAUUCACAAAUCAGUUUGGAGGAUCAGCAGGAAAGCACUGCCAAACUGGAAUCCACCAAUGGUCUGUAAAGCUGUUAUUUGUCCCAUUCCUGUUGGGGUUGACACUACUUCCUAAAAACAAAUUUGAAAAGACGCCAGCCUUUCUGCCAUGUUUCUUAGCACUUUAUGUUGGAAAAGAACAAAAGAGUCCAUAUCGUUUUAGAGAAAUUGUCCUUAACGUUUAUGUUAUGUCAAUAAAAUUAAUGUACAGAA